GCCAACAGCCGCAGGUCGUCGCUCAUGCGCACUGUGCAGACGGGCUGUGUCAGAGAGCCGCCUGCCCCGCGCGCCUUCCUCAGCCCGUUGCAGUGAGCCGCAUCCGUUAGCCGGGCUCGCUCCUCUCCGUCUUUGCGAUGCGCGCGUAGUCAGUCCCUCCGGAGCUUCCCGAGUGCUUCCGAACAUGGACACAAUCGGGGUGUCGUUCCUGGACCCGCUGGAGGACUACGAGCUGAUUCACAGACUCGGGAGCGGCACCUACGGGGAUGUGUUCAAGGCCCGUAACAUCAGGACGUCUGAACUGGCAGCUAUCAAGAUUGUCAAGCUGGACCCAGGCGAUGACAUCACGUCCAUCCAGCAGGAGAUUACCAUGAUGAAGGAGUGCAAACACAAAAACAUUGUGGCCUAUUUCGGCAGCUACCACAGGAACACCAAACUCUGGAUCUGCAUGGAGUACUGCGGUGGAGGCUCCCUCCAGGAUAUCUACCAGGUCACAGGCCCUUUAAAGGAGAAGCAGAUCGCUUUUAUGUGCAGGGAAACCCUUCAGGGCUUGUAUCACCUGCAUGAAACCGGAAAGAUGCACAGAGACAUAAAGGGGGCCAACAUCCUUUUGACAGAGAGAGGAGACGUGAAACUGGCUGAUUUUGGCGUGGCGGUAGAAAUUAGUGCCUCUGUGGCCAAAAGGAAGUCUUUCAUUGGAACGCCUUACUGGAUGGCUCCAGAGGUGGCUGCAGUGGAGAAGAAGGGCGGCUACAACCACCUGUGUGAUAUCUGGGCUGUGGGCAUCACCGCCAUCGAGUUAGCGGAACUUCAGCCGCCCAUGUUUGACCUCCACCCGAUGAGAGCGCUGAUGCUGAUGUCAAAGAGCAGCUUCCAGCCUCCUAAACUGAAGGAUAAGAGCAAGUGGUCUGCAGGUUUUCACAGCUUUGUGAAGAUGGCUCUCAUCAAAAAUCCCAGGAAAAGGCCGUCAGCAGAGACUCUGCUGCAGCAUCCCUUUGUGACCCAGCUGCUCACCCGAAACCUGGUGAUCGAACUGCUGGACAUGGCCAACAACCCGGAGCUGCACUGCCCGCUCGCACACACCAUCGACGACAACGACCUGGAGAGCGGAGAAGUUUCUCCCGACAAGAUUCAGGCUGCAGAGAAACGGCUGCCUGUGCAGAGGACGCUGUCUGAGAAACAAUUUGACCAGGUGAAGUUCGGACCGCCGCGGAGGAAAGUCACAGAGCCGUAUCCUGACAUGUGUGAUGAUGACUGGAGUUUGUCUGGAGAUGAAGACGCCUCACUGGGCCUGCUGGAAUGUGUGGAGCAAGCUCUGCAGAUGAGGAGUUUGACCAUUGGGAGGGGGCCGUCCGCCGAGGGAGGGGUGAAGACGGGCCUGAUGAGUCCAACGGCCUCCCUGCCGGCGUACAGCUCGCUGACGUCCAGCUCCGAGGAGAGAGAGCUGAGCGCGAGGCCGAGCUGCACGCUGGGCCCUGAUGCAGCCGAACCUGCGUCCACCGCAGUUUUGGCGAGGUGCUCAGCCACUGACGACAUCAGCCAGCGCUGCAGGGACUCGUGCCUGCCUGUGGAGGACGCUCUCAUAGCGGACAUGAGGCCGGCGACCGCCGUGUCCUCGCCAAGAAGAGAUGCGCCUCUGUCACCUGAAUGGAGCACGCUAAGGAGGAAGACGGAAGACUCGAGAGCUGGUUGUCAUGGACUUCCUCCCACCCCUCAGGUCCAUAUGGGAGCCUGUUUCUCUAAAGUCUUCAACGGCUGUCCUCUCAAAAUCCACUGUGCUGCCACCUGGAUUUUCCCUAAAUCCAGAGAUCAGUACCUUAUUCUGGGGGCAGAGGAGGGCAUCUACAUACUGAACCUCAAUGAACUUCACGAGGACACGCUAGAGAAGCUCGUGCCUCAGCGCUGUACGUGGCUGUACGUCAUGAACAACGUGCUGAUGUCCGUGUCAGGAAAGUCGUCUCAGCUUUAUUCCCACAACCUGACGGCUCUGUUUGAACAUCGGGGACAUCUGCAGAAGAAGCACAGCAACUUGUCUCUCAGCACAAACCGCUUGACUGAGAGGAUCAGUGCACGGAAGUUUGCCAUAUCUGUGAAAAUUCCCGACAGUAAAGGCUGCAGACGGUGUUGUGUAGCGAGAAACCCCUACACCGACAGCACAUUUCUGUGCGGGGCAGUUCCCUCUGGAUUGGUCUUGUUGUUGUGGUACGAGCCUCUCCAGAAGUUCCUGCUGCUAAAGCACAUACCCAUCCGGUUGCCAGAGCCUCUGCCGGUGUUUGAGCUGCUGGUGGUGGCUACAGAUGAGUUCCCCCAACUUUGUGUGGGGGUGAGAGAGUGUGGCACGGAGACACCCCAGGCUAGCCAACAGCUCCUGUUUGAUAUCAUAGAGCUAAACAGUACACCCACAUCAGCACCAGACAGUGGAGGACUUCGAGCCGUUCAAGUGACCCAACUGGAUCGAGACACUGUCCUCAUUGCAGUUGAGAAAAGUGUAAGAAUUGUGAACCAGCAAGGGCUUCCAUCAAAAGAGUUUACGGCUGAGAUGAUCUUUGACUUCCCCAUCGAAACUCUAGUCUGCUUACAGGAUAGUGUCCUGGCUUUCUGGAAGCACGGCCUAAAGGGGAGGAGUUUUCAUUCAAACGAGGUGACGCAAGAAAUUACAGAUGAAAGUCGAAUAUUUCGAGUUUUGGGAACAAACAGAGACAUCAUCCUUCAGAGUACGCCCACCGACGACCCUUCAGCCUUAAGCAAUCUGUACAUACUGACCGGUCACGAGAGCAGCUACUAAGAAACAGCGGGGACUGACGCCGACCGCAGAAGACUCUGGUUUAGUGAAGUAAAGAUGGAGAUGCAGCAGCGAUUCCUACUGGACGCACCAAAACCACGUGAAGGACUGGUGCGAAUAGCACGGCUUUAACUCUGCUUUCUAGAAGGCUGUUGGCUUUCAGGACUGCAGAAGAACUUUUCAGAACUUCAGUUCUCCCCAACAGAAUGGACCUGUGAGAUUUAACUUCCGUGACCCCAUGAGCACGCUCUUGAAUUGUUUUUAAGCUCUUACGUCGUGAACAUCAUGGACUGAGGCCUCAGCUUAAUCCUGUGUCACGUUGGUCUUGAUAGACUUCUGACUUUUUUAACGAAACCCCUUUUUUCAUCUUUUUUGUAGAUUCAUAGAGCAGGAAACUUAUUUAUAACUGCACUGAAUUGCUAAGUGUAUUAAAAAUGUCUGUAAAACUAACAUUAGUAAAGACAUUCCUUAAGGAUGAAAUAAAGUUUUUUAUUUUUCACCAAAAAAGCAAAACCCACUACAAUAAAACUGUUUGACAGAA
Messenger RNA from Oryzias latipes (Japanese medaka), 3323 nucleotides. RefSeq names its product mitogen-activated protein kinase kinase kinase kinase 2 (gene map4k2). Gene Ontology annotation, biological process: protein phosphorylation; intracellular signal transduction. The record is from RefSeq and is a predicted model, not a curated record. Gene Ontology annotation, molecular function: MAP kinase kinase kinase kinase activity; ATP binding. Lineage: Eukaryota; Metazoa; Chordata; Actinopteri; Beloniformes; Adrianichthyidae. Gene Ontology annotation, cellular component: cytoplasm.